Molecule: messenger RNA, 3013 nt
Organism: Exaiptasia diaphana
Lineage: Eukaryota; Metazoa; Cnidaria; Anthozoa; Actiniaria; Aiptasiidae
Product: ankyrin repeat domain-containing protein 16
Exons: 9
Coding region: 218-1318 (366 amino acids)
Molecular function (GO): protein binding
Source: RefSeq, a predicted model, not a curated record
GGGUAAAUAUGGCGCGAAACAAGUGCCAKAACGUUUUUCAAGAUUUUUAGCAUUUUUACCUACCUAGAUUUCUUUAUUGGACAGAUUCAACUGAAAUGACCAUUUGUAGAAUUAGUUAACUCCCGCAAUGGUUACUUUUCGUUGAUGUUUGUAUUAUUCUAGAGAUUUUUACGAUAUUCUCCCGAAGUUGAACGUUCCUAAAUGAACUCCUAUUAAGAUGGAUUAUCCAAAGCCUCUUAAACUGAUUCAAGAUGGAAAAACAGAUAAUUUUAUUCACUUACUUAAUUCUUCAGAAGAUAUACCAAGUUUUAKUAACUUAAGACACAAGAAAUCGGGAGAUAACGCCGCCAUUGUAGCUGCAAGAUUUGGGAGAUUGGAAAUUUUAAAAMAUUUGAACAGGAAUGGAAUGGACUUUGAACAGAGGAACGAUGAUGGCAAAAGAGCUUUACAUGAAGCUUCUUAUGGAAGUCAUUUGGAUUGUGUUAAGUUCUUGAUAAACAUUGGGGUAGAAAUAGAUUGUUUGAAGAGGGCUGAUUGGACACCUUUAUUGCUGGCAUGUACAAAACCAGAUCUGUGUAUUAUUGAUGCUCUGGUCAAAGCAGGAGCAAGCUUGGUUCAGUGCAAUAAAGAUGGAUGGGACUGUUUUCAUGUGGCCGCCAGGGAAGGUCAUGUCGAAAUACUGGAAUAUUUAUUGGACAAUUUAAAGAAGUCUGGUGUAUGGUCAAACAAGAGGAAAAGCAAGAAUGGAAGGACACCAUUGCAUACAGCUGCGCUUCAUGGAAAAGUUAAUGCAGUCAAAUUUAUUGUUGAAAACUGUGAAUACACACCGGAUACUCCUGAUUCCUGUGGAGCAACACCAUUAAUGGAUGCUCUUCGCAGUGGUCAUGUUGAUGUUGCUGAUUUCUUGGUCAAGAAGCAUGAGGCUUCUGUAUAUCAAUAUGACAAGCUUGGCUAUCAGCCUAUUCAUCUUGCAGCACAAACGGGUUGUAUUGCAUCACUGAGUUAUCUUAUAGAUAAACAWWCAGUGGAUCCCAAGAGUAGAUCACGUGGAAGUGAAAUGACACCGUUGCAUUUUACAGCAAAGGAAGGGCAUUUGCAUGUGAUAAAUUAUCUUUCCAAGUUAGGUAUUGAUGUUGAUGCCCAAGAUGUUAAAGGAAGAACAGCACUUCAUUUAUCAUCUGCUGCUGGGUAUGAUGAUUGYGUUACAAGCCUAUUGCGUGACCACAAUGCCAAUCCAUCAAUACGGGACAUCAAUGGAAUGACUGCCUUGGACUUCGCUAUCAAACCAUCAGUGAGAAGUAUUUUAGGAAAAUGUUAGAGUUGAGGUAGAUUGUCAGUAAUGUAGCUUAUGUURCAAUAAAAAAUGUUGCAAAACAAUUUAUAUUCCUAAAUGUACGAUAAAUUGAUGGUAAGAACUGCCGUGAAUAAAUGUGUCAGGAAUAAUAAUCGUCGCAGUGAAAUAUAAUAAUCUAAGCGAAUAUUCAAUUAGAUCGCUCGAAAGAAAAAUCGGAAUUCAUGGGGAAUCGAACCCAUGACCUUUGCAACGCCGGUUCAGUGCUUUUCCAACUGAACUACGAAGCCAGGCGAAACGUCUAAAAGAUCACAGACAGCAUAAUUGUGCCUUCAGAAGUCAUAGCUUUUCUAAUAAAAGUCAACUACAUUGCCGAGCCGACCCAUCCAUGGUCAGUGGUUCGAUUCCCGYUGAAGCCCUAAUUUUUUUCAGGCGAUGCAUUUAUUCAUAAUCACUUGCUAGAUUAUUACAAUUUCACAGCGACGAUAAUUAUUCCUUACAAACAUAGGUGUACGUCGUCUUUGGUGGUUGCUGUCCAUUAAAGGAUUGUUACUUUUCAAGUAUUUUACAGUAUUGCACUCGGAAACUAAUUGUUGUSAAAUCUGAACUGGAACGCGCAUUCUUCUCUCUUUUUCUCUGUUUAUUUUUAUUACCGUUACUUGUUGUAGUUGUUGUUGUAGUUGUUGUUGUUGUUGUUGUUGUUGUUGUAGAUUUUAUUGUGCGGCAUAAUAUUCUUCAAUAUUUCAGGGAUCGUUUUAUUCCAACUAAAAGGGGAAAAAUGCUAAUGCGAGCCUCUGACUGCAUUUUGGUGAAAARUCGAUUCAAUUAUCUCAAAAUGUUAUUAUUUAAAAAGUCAGCUAGAAACCGGAAAGUUGCAUUUCCGAGUAAUUAUGUUUCUCUUAUAGAUGUUACCUGGUAAUAUUGUGCAGGAACUCAUUAUCUUGGGGUAUGCCUUACCUCCAACAAUGUGUCUACCAUUAUUAGAAGUGCUUUGGACUAAUUGAAAUUUUGUAUGUGAAUUUGCUUAGACGUGCGUGCGUUAAUUUUAUUGGUGUUCCAAAACGCUCCUUUAUCUCUAAGGAACUUUUCAAAAUGAGUGAGAACUGGAUUUUUUUUUCUUUGCAUAAAAGAAUGUUAAAAGAGGCUAAAAUCUGGUUCCAGAAAUGUGUAGCAUUCCAGCGUUUUUCUAGAUUUUACAAGUAGUAGCAAUAAAUCCAGAGAAUUUCGCUUUAAAAUUAAUAUUUGUUUCUUUCAAAUCUAAUCCAUUGUUUUAUGUAACGCCGAAAACUUCACUCGCUAAUUGGGAAAGUCACCUGCAUUAUUACCUUAGUUGAAGAUUUAACACAUCUCUGCGAGAUUUSGGUCUAAUUUAAGUCGGCGUGCGCUAUAAAAGUACCAAACCAAACAUUCGCUGUUAUUUCCGUGACCACUUCGUCUUUACAAUCUGCGCAGUUCAAGAUGAAGCUGGAGAUGGUGAUGGUCUUUCUUGUCAUGUCGUUAAUGUUUGAAGUCCAGGCUCGUUCUGUGUUUAUUGGAAGUAGCCAAUCAGGAUACUUGGAUGAUGUUGGGAGAUUUCCUAUGAAAAGAAACAAUUGGAAACAAUGCUAUGUUUGCUGCUACCGUUCAACCUCGUGCAAGCAGAUGGUUCGCAAGCAGUGUAAUUGUUACUUCUAAUCUUAUAUGGUAUACUAAGGAAAUUAUUAAAGAUGGUUUGAUUGUCGA